Messenger RNA from Penicillium chermesinum, 387 nucleotides. RefSeq names its product mitochondrial 54S ribosomal protein mL60. Gene Ontology annotation, cellular component: mitochondrial large ribosomal subunit. Lineage: Eukaryota; Fungi; Ascomycota; Eurotiomycetes; Eurotiales; Aspergillaceae. The transcript is spliced from 2 exons. Gene Ontology annotation, molecular function: structural constituent of ribosome. The coding region runs from base 1 to 387 and encodes 128 amino acids. The record is from RefSeq and is a predicted model, not a curated record.
AUGGCAUCUCCGUCUUCGAGCACGAUUUUCGCCGCUCCACCUUCUCUUUCCCUCAGCAUCGCCAUGUUCAAGCCAACACAGUCCCUGUUCUCGGGUCUUCUCUGGAAGACCCCAUGGCGUCUGUCCUCGCCCCAGAAGGCCCGGCAGCGCAAGCGCCUGCGCAACGUCGACAAGGUUGUCGAUACCGUUAGUGCAGCUCUCGCGCGUCAAAACCAAACCACCAAGGCUGUCGAGAGAUGGUACGCCGAGAUGCCGCGGGAGGAGGAGAUGCUUCCCAAAGACAAGUACACCAUCUUCGACAAGAAGGAGAAGACCUACCGGAAGAGCAUUCACAGUAUGGCGAGCCCCCAGGAUUCAUUCCUCACCCUGUCCUAUGAACCUUGCUAA